Messenger RNA from Xiphias gladius (swordfish), 2882 nucleotides. It is a transcript of the gene eomesa, whose product is annotated as eomesodermin homolog a. NCBI's taxonomy places the organism in Eukaryota, Metazoa, Chordata, Actinopteri, Istiophoriformes, Xiphiidae. Gene Ontology annotation, biological process: endodermal cell fate specification; CD8-positive, alpha-beta T cell differentiation involved in immune response; regulation of transcription by RNA polymerase II. Gene Ontology annotation, cellular component: nucleus. Gene Ontology annotation, molecular function: RNA polymerase II cis-regulatory region sequence-specific DNA binding; DNA-binding transcription factor activity, RNA polymerase II-specific. The record is from RefSeq and is a predicted model, not a curated record. The transcript is spliced from 7 exons. The coding region runs from base 628 to 2562 and encodes 644 amino acids.
CCUGGGGGGUGUGGGGUGGGGGUUUCACGACUGCCGAAAUCCGACUAACAUUUUCGUGUUUAGUCUUCCAGGCAGGCUGAGAUGUGAAGAAAAUUCUGCUUGUCCUCUCCGCCUUAUGGUUCACUUGAAUUCUACAACAAACCGAGGAUUGUGCGCACUUAUUUAUUGCACAACGGCGUAAAGUUCUGGGUUUCGACGGUGUGGAGGGAUGUCUGGGCCUGGGGUGUGAGAGCAGAGAAUGAAACCAUCACCACUAUGCUUCUCUUGCUUUCAUUUCUACCAGACACUUUCUAAUUGAAUUAAACCAUAGGCUGUAGGAAUGGUGUCCCUGCACGCUCCUCCAAAAAAAAAAAAAAAAAAAAAGCUCCACCCCUAACGCCGACUGUCAGUUGGGUGUGUGGGGAACUACAUCUUAUAAGAGCCCCCGAACAUCCCACGUCCAGCCCAUAAUCUGAUCUGAAAAUCAGUAGGUGAGGAGAAGGUCUAACCCCCUUCCACGUUUCGUAAGGGAGGGAGGCGUGCAGAGACAGAGACAACCAGGGCACCGGCGGCUGCGUCGCCCCCUUGGCCGAGAUUCGCUCUCUGGACUUGACACCCUUCUUUUAUUUAUUGCGAGAUCUGAGAACAAUGCAGCUAGAGAACAUUCUUCCCAGCGCUAGCAUCAAUUUACCCAAAACCUUUUACAACCUUUCCUCGUCGGACAGUGCCAACAACAGCCCGAGGCCGUCAUCGCAGCUUGAAUAUCAAGACGUCGACCGGACGGAAUCAGAGUCUAGCAGCGCGCCUAAGAAAUACCUGAGCGGGGUGGGAAGCGGGAUGCUGGGUGAGGGGGACACUUUCACUAAAAGCGGGCCCGACGGGAGGAAGGGCUCCCCGGUGCUCGGGGAGGACGAGCUGACGAGCGGUCGGCGCUACAACAUAGACGAACUUGGCUCAGACAGAUACUUCAUCUCGUCCUCCCAGGCGAGUACCGACAUGGCAAGCCCCUGUUCCCUCUUCCCCUAUGCAGGACAGACCGGCUCGGUGUAUACAGGCUCCAGCAGCUCCAGGUACCCGGCGUCGCUUCACUACGGAUCCGUCCUGCCGCCCGCGGGCUUCUCCUCCUCGUCCGUGUGCACCGGCCGGAGCCAGUUUAGCAGCGGAGGGUACCAGUUCAGUCAGGGUCCGGGCUGUUUGUACCCCUCCUAUCCCGGGACGGGGACGGGCAUUGGCUCCAUGUCUCUGCCGGGGUCUGCCGCCGGAGCCAGAGCGCAGGUGUACCUGUGCAACCGGCCUCUGUGGCUGAAGUUCCACCGGCACCAGACCGAGAUGAUCAUCACCAAACAGGGCAGGCGGAUGUUCCCAUUCCUCAGUUUCAACAUCACCGGACUCAACCUCACGGCCCAUUACAACGUCUUUGUGGAAAUUGUCUUGGCCGACCCGAAUCACUGGCGUUUUCAGGGAGGAAAGUGGGUUACUUGUGGGAAGGCGGACAACAAUAUGCAAGGUAACAAGAUGUAUGUUCAUCCUGAAUCCCCAAACACUGGUGCUCACUGGAUGAGGCAAGAAAUCUCUUUUGGCAAGUUGAAGCUGACCAACAAUAAAGGGGCCAACAACAACAACACACAGAUGAUAGUCUUGCAGUCACUUCAUAAGUACCAACCGCGACUGCACAUCGUGGAGGUGACAGAAGACGGAGUGGAGGACAUGAGCAACGAGGCCAGAACUCAAACCUUUACAUUCCCAGAGAACCAGUUUAUAGCUGUCACUGCUUACCAGAACACAGAUAUCACACAGCUGAAGAUAGACCACAACCCAUUUGCAAAAGGCUUCCGGGACAAUUAUGACUCGAUGUACACAGCCCCAGAGAGUGACAGGUUGACUCCAUCCCCUACAGAUUCCCCUCGCUCCACCCAAAUUGUGCCUGGGGCCCGCUAUGCCAUGCAGCCUUUCUUUCAGGACCAGUUUGUCAACAACCUGCCUCAGAACCGCUUCUACACCGGUGAACGGGCUGUUCCGCAAACCAACAGCCUUCUCUCCCCACAGAGUGAGGACGCCAGCGCCGCCGCCUCUGCCCAGCGCUGGUUCGUCCCCCCAGUUCAGCAGCCAGGCUCCAACAAGCUGGAUCUGUCGUAUGACAAUGACUAUUCCACCAGUAGCCUGUUGUCCUAUGGCAUCAAGCCCCUGUCACUGCAGACAUCCCACGCCCUCAGUUACUACCCAGACUCAGCUUUCGCCUCCAUGGCUGCUGGUUGGGGCACCAGAAGCACUUACCAGCGCAAGAUGACCACGGGCUUGCCCUGGUCCCCUCGUCCAAGCCCCCCAGCCUUCCCGGAGGACCAGCUGGGGGCCACUAAAGACAAGCUGCCCGAGGAGAGCGCGCCGACAGCCUCGACCUGGAUUGAGACGUCCCACUCAUUGAAAUCGGUGGACUCUACCGAUUCUGGUGUGUACUCCAUGGUCUGCAAGAGGCGCAGGAUGUCUCCCGGGGGCUCAAGCACAGAGAACUCCCCAACCAUCAAGUGUGAGGACUUGACUACGGAGGAGUACAACAAGGACAACCCAAAAGGUGCCAAAGCUUAGUGCCCCCCCCCAAGCAAGCUGCACAAGGUUAUUUUCCCAGGCCAGCCCCUCUCACAUACCUGAGCAGAAACAUGCAUAGUGGUUGUUGUUUUUGAAAAAGCAUGUCCCUUUUUUAUUCAUUUAUUUUUACAAAUUUUUUUUCUUCACGAAUGUGAUUUUUUUUAUUUUUAUUUUAUUUUAUUUUUUUUAUUUUCCCCCUGCGUAUUUAAGUCAUUUUCGUUGUACAGUAUUCGUGCACUUUAGAAUGUGAUGUAUCUUGUACAAAUUGUCUUCAUGGAGGUGUUAUUAAAUGGAUAAUAAAACAGCUUUUCAUAAAGCAU